Quercus robur (English oak) is the source of this 2496-nucleotide messenger RNA. Its product is annotated as protein ACCELERATED CELL DEATH 6-like. Gene Ontology annotation, cellular component: plasma membrane. The record is from RefSeq and is a predicted model, not a curated record. Bases 125 to 2128 code for a protein of 667 amino acids. Gene Ontology annotation, molecular function: protein phosphatase 1 binding; protein phosphatase regulator activity. Lineage: Eukaryota; Viridiplantae; Streptophyta; Magnoliopsida; Fagales; Fagaceae. The transcript has 5 exons.
UUGGCGCCUUCUUGCGGCCUCUGUCACGAUUGGUCAUCAACUCUUCCUUGCAAGGACGAACAGAUCUGUAGUGGGGCACAAAGCGAGGCAUAGGCGAAAAAGAGAUAUAGUAGCCACUAUACAUAUGGAUCCCUCCAGUUCGUUUGAAGGUCACGCAUCUAAUAAUGUUAAUCAGGCUAUGCAAACAGAUACCAUAACUUACAUGGAUCUCAAUUUCUAUGAAGCUGCAGUAGAAGGCAAGAGCGAGACCUUCAAAGAUUUCAAGGAAUCUCUUCAGCAAAUACUAAGCCCAAAUAGAAACACGGUCCUCCAUGUUCACCUCGCAACACAAACUGCACAACUAAAAUUAUCACCCUUCAAACAAAUUGUGAACAUAAUGAUGGGGUGUACUUAUUCUGCAGAAAGAUCAAAAUCAUCGUCAACCAAUUUUGUGGGAGAAAUUCUUGACAUGUGUCCGUCACUGUUAUUGCAAGCUAAUUCCAAAUCUGAAACUCCAUUGCACAUAGCAGCAAGGUACGGUCAUGCUGGCAUAGUGACGGAAUUAAUUGAACGAGCAAAAUCUUCCCAUCAAGACCCCGAAAAUGGAAUUAUAUCAGUCAGGGAAAUGCUUGGAAUGAUUAAUGUAGUAAAAGACACGGCAUUGCACGAGGCAGUACGUUAUAAUCACCAUGAGGUGGUGCAACUGUUAAUAACAGAGGACCCGGAUUUUUCAUAUUCUGCAAAUGAUGCUGGUGAGACUCCGCUUUACAUGGCCGCCGAGAGGAAGUUUCCAGAAUUAGUGUCCGAAAUUUUAGACACUUGCUCUUCACCAACUUAUGGUGGUCCACUUGGUAGAACAGUUUUGCAUGCUGCAAUAAUUUGGGACGAUGAAGGAAUGACCCGAACAAUUUUGGACAACACAACUCUCCGAGUUCUAACUAAACAAGCAGACGAACAAGGUCUGACUCCACUUCACUUGGCUGCAUCCUUCGGUUCUCUUUGUACAACAGAGCUAUUGUUGACAGCUGAUAGGCAUGGAGCAUACAUGAAAGAUAAACAAGGCAGAACAGCUCUUCACAUUGCAGCUUAUUGUGGCCAUUAUGCAAUAAUGGAGAAGAUUUUAUCAAGUUGUCCGGAUUGUUCUGAACUAGUUGAUGAUGAGAGAGGUUGGAAUGCACUCCAUUUUGCCGUGAACUCAUUUUAUCCUCGGGGUGUAGUAAGUAUCAUCCUAGAAAAAUCGCGUUUUAGAAGCCUUUGGAAUGAGAAGGAUGCCGAUGGAAACACAGCUCUCCAUCACCAUUCUAAUUCUUCCAAGUUCGUACCGAAACUUAUAAUGAAUGACCCGAGACUAGAUAAGUUGGCCUUCAAUAAACAAAAUCUCGACCCUUUCGACGUUGCUUUAACCAAUGAAGAAAUAGGAGUUGUAAAGUUUUUGUACCUUCGGAAACUUGGAUUUUGGAAACUGAGUCGAUCAAAGCGUGCAUUUCGGAGAGUGGUCAAGGUCGAAGGGAAGGACACGAUUGUGAAGAAAGAUGAUAUCAUCGAAGAAAAGUUUAUGUCUAAGGUGGAGAAAGCAGCCGAAGCCCAUUUAAUUGUGGCCGCACUCAUUGCAACUGUGACCUUUACAGCAGGAAUAACCGUGCCUGGAGGUUUUGUAAGUGAAAAAGGCGCAGACCAAGGCUUUGCAAUUCUGAGGACAAAUGUUGCUUUCAAAGCAUUCCUUAUUUCAAAUAGCAUAGCCAUGGUGCUAUCUACCAUUUCUGCCUUCAUCCAGCUAUUCGUGCCAAUAUGGUUUGACCAAUAUUUUACUUUUUCAGGCGGCACUUCUUUCUUAGCGGCCUUUAACCUAACCAUUUUGGCCUUGGGAGCAAUGAUGCUGGCAUUUUUCACGGGCAUAUUUGCUGUGUUAGGGAUUGCCGAUAGUAUUCUUAUUCCCACUAUUAUAACCUCCUUAUGCCUCUGCCUCCCCUUACUUCUCAUACCAGGAUUAGCAACCUCUUUAAUGAUCCAUAUUUACCUUUUGUAUGUGAUGGCUUUGGACUCUUUCAGACAAUAUUUGGUCUUAUGGGAGGACGACGUCAUUUGUCGUGUUUUGUUCAAGUGGUCCACCCAAUUAAAAAAAAAAAAAUUGACCGAGGAUCCUAAUUAGAAAAACAAAACCAAACCAUUUGGAAACCAGAUACUGUUUGUAAUCCCAAAUUCAUUUUGCCACUUUUUACUUAAAGCUUCUCUCUUUUAAACCAUGUUGAAUCCUAAUCCAAAAGCACUGCUGGAAGUCUUUUCUCUUUUCCUGUACACCAUCACUAAAGUGGUUGCCCAAACACCACCUGUUAUGUCCACACAACUGCUACUGGACGCUGCUGUACGUUGAAGCAUCUAGUUGUGAAUUAUCAUCAAAUGCUAUCUGUCAUUUCUUAUCAGUUUGAGUUUUUGAAUAAUGUGAGAAAUUAUCCUUAUCAAUUUGGAAGUGUUUGAGUGAUAUAUAGUUAAUAAGCACUGUGCUUAUAUUUAUCUAUC